CAACUGACUGGACUAAUAUUUUAUCUUAACUUCCUGAAACAGGAGGAAGAGGAAGAAGAGGAAAGACAGGGAGAGGAGGAAGAAGAGGAAAAACAGGAAGAGGAGGAAGAAGAGAAAGAGGAAGAACAGGAGGAAGAGGAGGAAGAACAGGAAGAACAGGAAGAGGAAAAAGAGGAGGAAGAAGAGGAAAAACAGGGAGAGGAGGAAGAACAGGAAGAACAGGAAGAGGAGGAAGAGGAGGAAGAACAGGAAGAGGAGUAAGAACAGGAAGAACAAGAAGAGGAGGAAGAGGAAGAGGAGGAAAAACAGGAAGAGCAGGAAGAAGAGGAAGAGGAAGAAAAACAGGAAGAGGAGGAAGAAGAGGAAGAGGAGGAAAAACAGGAAGAGCAGGAAGAAGAGGAAGAACAGGAAGAGGAGGAAGAGGAGGAAGAACAGGAAGAGGAGGAAGAACAGGAAGAACAAGAAGAGGAGGAAGAGGAGGAAGAGGAAGAGGAGGAAAAACAGGAAGAGGAGGAAGAAGAGGAAGAGGAGGAAAAACAGGAAGAGCAGGAAGAAGAGGAAGAGGAAGAGGAGGAAAAACAGGAAGAGGAGGAAGAAGAGGAAGAGGAAGAGGAGGAAAAACAGGAAGAGGAGGAAGAAGAGGAAGAGGAAGAGGAGGAAAAACAGGAAGAGCAGGAAGAAGAGGAAGAGGAAGAGGAGGAAAAACAGGAAGAGCAGGAAGAAGAGGAAGAGGAAGAAAAACAGGAAGAGGAGGAAGAAGAGGAAAAACAGGAA
Messenger RNA from Seriola aureovittata, 774 nucleotides. RefSeq names its product cilia- and flagella-associated protein 251-like. NCBI's taxonomy places the organism in Eukaryota, Metazoa, Chordata, Actinopteri, Carangiformes, Carangidae. The annotation marks the transcript as partial. The record is from RefSeq and is a predicted model, not a curated record. The transcript has a single exon.